This is a messenger RNA of Postia placenta MAD-698-R-SB12, 396 nucleotides long. RefSeq lists its product as hypothetical. The transcript has 4 exons. The record is from RefSeq and is a predicted model, not a curated record. Bases 1 to 396 code for a protein of 131 amino acids. Lineage: Eukaryota; Fungi; Basidiomycota; Agaricomycetes; Polyporales; Adustoporiaceae.
AUGGCUCGCCUCGCUUUCACCGCAGCUGCUCUUGCAGGAUUCGUGGUCGCCGCCUUUGCAUCUCCCGUCGUCAACAACCUUGGCAUGAAGAAACGCGACUACUCCGGACAGGCUACAUUCUAUUACCCGGACGGCGGUGAUGGUGCCUGCGGGUCGUCGAUUCAGAACAGCCAGUAUGCAUUGGCUCUCUCUUCGGAUAUUUAUAACGGCGGGCAAUACUGUUACGAUUAUGUCACUAUCACUAACACUGAUACCGGCACCACCCAGACCGCCCAGGUCUUGGACGAAUGUCCGGGAUGCGGUGAAUAUGACAUCGAUCUGACUAUUGGUCUGUUCGAGGCUUUGGGCGGCACCGUGGAUGAGGGUGUCUUCCCUGUCGAGUGGUCCUUCAACUAG